Molecule: messenger RNA, 1358 nt
Organism: Gordionus sp. m RMFG-2023
Lineage: Eukaryota; Metazoa; Nematomorpha; Gordioida; Chordodea; Parachordodidae
Product: dihydroorotate dehydrogenase (quinone), mitochondrial-like
Exons: 9
Coding region: 63-1268 (401 amino acids)
Biological process (GO): 'de novo' pyrimidine nucleobase biosynthetic process; pyrimidine ribonucleotide biosynthetic process
Cellular component (GO): mitochondrial inner membrane; cytoplasm
Molecular function (GO): dihydroorotate dehydrogenase activity
Source: RefSeq, a predicted model, not a curated record
AAAACAUAUGACAAAUUUUUAAACAUCUGAUUUUAAAAUUUUUUACUAUAUUUCCUUGUGGCAUGCCUCCUUUUAAAAAAUUUAAAACGAUUUCCUACGUCUUAUCUGGAGCAGGUAUUGUAUUCUGCGGGGUUUGUCUUUAUAAAGGAAAUGAAAAUUUUUACAAAAAAAUUAUCAUGCCAGUUAUUUUCAAUUUAGAACCAGAAACAGCUCACGCUCUUAGUAUAAAUUUAUUAAAAUGGAAUAUAUAUCCUAGAAUGACGAUUACUAAAUCGGAUAUGUUGAAAGUACAAUAUUUAGGACUUGAUCUUGCUAAUCCAAUAGGCUUAGCAGCAGGCUGUGAUAAAAAUGGGUUAGUUAUGAAGCCAUUUUAUCAAACUGGAUUUAGUUUUAUUGAAGUAGGAUCUGUUACACCAUUGCCUCAAAUUGGUAAUCCUAAACCUCGAAUAUAUAGACUCAUACCAGAUACUGCAAUAAUUAAUAGAUUAGGUUUUAACAAUGAAGGAUUUGAUGUUGUGUAUAAAAGAGUCAAAGCUUUUAGGGAUCACAUGAUUCAGCAUUUCGAUGAUUAUGGAGACCAUAAAUUAGGGGUAAAUUUAGGCAAAAAUAAAGCUUCUACAAGUUUGUAUCAAGAUUACAUAGCCGGUAUUCGUAAAUUUCAUUCCGUUACAGAUUACUUAGUAAUAAAUAUAUCAAGUCCUAAUACCCCAGGAUUGAGAGAUAUCCAAAGAGAAGGUUUUCUGGAACCAUUACUAUUUGAAAUUAACAAAACCAAAAACGAAAUAAUUAAAAAUCAGAGAAAUGAAAAAUUUCCUCUAAUAUUCCUCAAAAUAUCUCCCGACAUGAAUGAUUCAGAAAAUGACCACGUAGCUCAAACAGUUUUGAAAUGGAACAAACAUUGCAUUGAUGGUUUAAUAAUAGCAAAUACAACUGUUAGUAGACCAAGCGAAUUGAACAGUGCUCCUGAGCUCAUUAAUCAAGCAGGUGGCUUGAGUGGAAAACCGUUAUUUGAUACGUCUACAAACUUAAUCAAACAAUUUUAUCGAAAGACACAAGGAAAAAUAAUGAUAAUUGGAGUGGGUGGAGUUAGUAACGGUCAAGAUGCCUAUGAUAAAAUAAGAUCUGGAGCCAGCUUAAUACAAUUGUAUACCGCACUCUUGUACCAGGGUCCACCUGUAAUACCUAAAAUUUUGAGAGAACUCGAAGCCUUAUUAAAGAGAGAUGGAUAUACUCAUGUGUCUCAGGCCGUUGGAACUGAUGUUAAAUGACAAUAACUCUGUAGAAAUCUUCCUUAUAAAACUUGGAUUUAUGAUAUUCAUAUAUGAUUUAAUUAUAAAUGUUGAAUAGAUUUAACCGAA